AUGGAUUUACACAAGAAAGGAGUUUUUUCCAUGGCUGUGAGUGACAUUGAAGAGACACCGAAGGAUUUCAAAGGAAUGGUAAACAUUGAGGCGUUUUGGAACGCAGUGUCCCUGGAGAUGAUUGGACGGGGAUUUGUGUCAAGUAAUAAUCAGAAUCCAUUCAAGGUACUGCCCUCCUACCAUUUCUGGGCUCCUUGGAUUGGGCACAAAACAAGGUCCUCCAAUGAGGUGCUCAACGCAGAAUUUGAAAAGAUGAAGACUGCUAAGGUGUCUGAAGAGUCCCAAGUAUACCAUGUUACAGAAGAUAGACUGAUGGAGGAGCUCAUGAACCAAAAGGUUGAUGUUGUUCGUAAACUGUGCAAGGAAUGUGGUCUUGACACAGUUGGAUCAAAACUGGACCUCAUUUCACGUUUGCGUAGUGAAAUGCAAACACGGCACAGCUACGACAAGAUUUUCCAGAAAAUAUGGGGUACAUCAGGUGGUUGGUGUGCCAUAAUGUGCCCUUGUGGUGUUGUGUACAGCCUAAAAUUCCUGAUUCGAGCUGAGAGCCCACGAGACUAUGCAGAUUUACUUCUGUCAUGGAAACAUCUUCCUAAUAUAUGUAUUUAUGAUUUUGCGAGAGGUUUGGUUGCACAUACAAAUGUGAUUAGGGCCCCUGACAUUGUUCCCUUUCAGCCUUUUGAGGGAAGAUUGCUUGAGCCAACUACGGAAAACAUCUCCAUGGCCAGAGAGGGCAAGAUAUUUUCCCAUCUGUCAUGGCUCCGUGAAAAGAAAGAAACACCAGAUGAAAAUGGUCAUCCUAUUACUGGAUCUGCUGACCACUAUGUGUUGUACGACACGUUUCAUGAGUCCAACACCAAAGACCCAAGGGACAUCUUGAGGAAGAUUUCUCUGGUUCCUGAGCUUGCUGGGAAGAUAAAUAGCCAAGUUGUGGAACAAUUUUUUUCGCAAAUGAGGAAAAACAAUUAUUUCCUGAAUAACGCAGCACCAGCAACAAAUAUAUUCCUUUUGAGAAGCAUUGUACACCACCGCAAUCAAAGGACUAACAAUUAAUUCAUCAAAAGAGCCAGAAAGACAUUUGUGACUGACACUGAAUUCAAUGACUAUGGCCAGGCAGUUCUAUGUUCCGGUAAGUCACUUGCAAUCUCAUGUUUUUACAUUCUAGUUGUAACAUACUGUUUGAUUUCAUGGUUUUGUAGCUUAAAAUGCACAUAUCAUAAAUAAUAAAAGAUUACACAAAUUAGGAAAAUAUCACCGGGCAAAAUCA
Messenger RNA from Rhinichthys klamathensis goyatoka, 1267 nucleotides. RefSeq lists its product as uncharacterized. The coding region runs from base 1 to 1053 and encodes 350 amino acids. The transcript is spliced from 5 exons. Lineage: Eukaryota; Metazoa; Chordata; Actinopteri; Cypriniformes; Leuciscidae. The record is from RefSeq and is a predicted model, not a curated record.